AUGGCAAGUCCCAUAGGUUUGGAGUGUACUGAGGGCUGGGUGUUUGCCGUUGGAGUUAAAGUUGCCCACCAGUCUGAAACAAUCAAGACCAAGUUAGAGGAACGUGUCCAAUCCGACGAUGGCGACACGAUUGUGCCUUUGCCCUAUGUGAACGCCAGAACUUUGAGAAAGAUCAUUACUUGGUGCGAGCAGCACCAGAACGACACGCCAGUGAAAGAGGAUGAUGCCAUGGAUACCAAAGAAAGAAGUACUGACAAAAUGGAUGCCUGUGGCAUGGAGGAUUUGAGAGUUGACCUAAAAACCCUAGUUGAGCUCAUCCUAGCUGCCAAGUACUUACAGAUAACGGGUCUUCUGCAUGUCACCUGCAAGAAAUUCCUCAACAUGACUGUUGAAGAGUUAGCGAAUGUUAAUUCCAUUGUGCUUGAUGUUACUGCGAAGCAGGAUGCGUACACCCGCGACUUCAACAAAUUGUUUAUGGUCGACCUCAUCUACACUCCACGAGGGUAA
This is a messenger RNA of Sycon ciliatum, 507 nucleotides long. Its product is annotated as S-phase kinase-associated protein 1-like. The coding region runs from base 1 to 507 and encodes 168 amino acids. Gene Ontology annotation, cellular component: nucleus; cytoplasm. Gene Ontology annotation, molecular function: cullin family protein binding. The record is from RefSeq and is a predicted model, not a curated record. Gene Ontology annotation, biological process: SCF-dependent proteasomal ubiquitin-dependent protein catabolic process. The transcript has 2 exons. Lineage: Eukaryota; Metazoa; Porifera; Calcarea; Leucosolenida; Sycettidae.